AUGAAAGUAGAUAUGAGAUAAUACAGUUUUGAGAAUGUCAAAAUUAGAGAUACCACUUUGGUUGGCGGAAAUUUUGUAAGAUGCAAUUUUAAUGGAUCAGAAUUUGACAAUGUAUACAUUAGUGGAAUGAAUUUGAGUUAGACUUAAUUAUUUAAUUGUAAAUGGAAAAAUAUCAAAAUACAUGAGUUAAAUAAAUUAGAUGGUCAUGAUGGAAAAGUCAAUUAGGUAUGCUUUUCUUCCGAUGGUAAAUCAUUAGCUUCUUGUAGUGAUUAUAAUUUGAUUAUAUUGUGGGAUGUUAAAACUGGAAAAGAAAAGUCGAAAAUUAGAGUCAAGGAAAAUGUAAAAUCAAUUUUCAGCAUUGGAAAAUUUGUGUAUUUAUGGAAUCUUAAAACAGGAAAGGAAGUUAUCUAAAUUAAAAUGGUCAUUUUGAAUGAUGUUAAUUCAAUUUGUUUCUCUCCUAAUGGUACUAAAAUAGCAUCUGGUAGUGAAGAUAAGUCUAUCUGUUUAUGGGAUGGUAAGACAGGAUAAUAAAAAGCCAAAUUAGAUGGUCAUUUCAUCAAUAGUUUAUUCAGUCAAUUUGUCUCCCUGAUGGUACUAACAUUAGCAUCUGGUAGUUAUGAUGAGUCUAUUCGUCUAUGGAAUGUAAAAGCAUCAAAGAAAAUAAUCCAAUCAGAUAGUAGCUACAAAGAUCUGCUUACCCAGAUUAAAAUACCACUUCAGAAGAGCUCCUUAUUUGCAAAUGUUAAUCCUGAUCUUACAAUACUUAGAAUAUGUUAGAAUCCUUAGUUAGAAGCAUAAGGAACACUAAUCUUAUAAGGACAAUUCAUAAAUCAUUAAGGGGAAGAUUUAAAAUCAUUGUUUAAAUCCAAAGGAAGUUUCUUUUUAGAAGACUUAAAGCAAAAUGAAAUUGAAAUAUUCAUUAAGAACAAUACAAUUAAUAAUUUUAAUUAAUUUCUUAUGCCUUUUUUUUAAUAAUAUUAUUUUUUUGUUUCAAUCUUGAAUCCUCAUUUCCUAAUAUAGAUAAUUACAUAUUUUUCAAAAGUAUUAAUUUCAAGAUGUUUACUCGGACAUUGCUCUGUUGUUUCCACUAUUUGA
Paramecium tetraurelia is the source of this 1095-nucleotide messenger RNA. RefSeq lists its product as uncharacterized. The transcript is spliced from 3 exons. Lineage: Eukaryota; Ciliophora; Oligohymenophorea; Peniculida; Parameciidae. Gene Ontology annotation, molecular function: protein binding. The record is from RefSeq and is a predicted model, not a curated record.